Molecule: messenger RNA, 2412 nt
Organism: Penicillium cataractarum
Lineage: Eukaryota; Fungi; Ascomycota; Eurotiomycetes; Eurotiales; Aspergillaceae
Product: acetyl/propionyl/methylcrotonyl-CoA carboxylase subunit alpha
Exons: 2
Coding region: 1-2412 (803 amino acids)
Cellular component (GO): mitochondrion
Molecular function (GO): ATP binding; methylcrotonoyl-CoA carboxylase activity; metal ion binding
Source: RefSeq, a predicted model, not a curated record
AUGCCUGGAAUUACAAGCGCCCCGAAGCAGGGUGCAACCGGAAGCACUAGCUCCCCAUUUCGCAAGCCAUUAUUUGUUGCCGAACCUCCACUAGGAGACGAUGGCCGACCGAUCAUUCAGAAAGUUCUUAUCGCCAACCGCGGAGAAAUUGCCUGUCGCAUUAUUCAGACUUGCCGGAAGUUGAACAUAUUGUCUGUUGCGGUCUAUGUUGAUGAGGAUUCAUCCUCACGGCACGUUCGAGAUGCAGACGAGGCUAUCAAUAUCGGUAGCAUUGACCGGAGCGACCGAAACCCCUUUCUCAAUAUUGAACUCCUGGUGCGAACGGCCGUGAACGUCGGUGCCAACGCCAUUCAUCCGGGUUAUGGAUAUCUCAGCGAAAAUGCGGACUUCGCCAACAGCGUCCGCGAAGCUGGACUGAUUUUCAUCGGACCAAGUGCAAGUGCUAUGUCGACAUUGGGCGAUAAACGAUCUUCAAAAGCAUAUCUAGGGGAACAUGCACCUGACGUUCCCCUAAUCCCUGGAUUUGCCGGGUCAAGUCAAGACGCCGAAGCAUUGAAGCGAGUUGCAGAAGAGAUUGGAUUCCCUGUCAUGCUCAAGGCCUCUGCUGGAGGUGGCGGCAAAGGCAUGCGUAUCGUACGUGAAUCGAGCCAAUUGAAGGAAGAGCUUGAGCGAGCACAAUCCGAAGCACAGCGGUCAUUCGGUUCAAGUGAUUGUAUCCUAGAGAAGUACAUCGAAAGCAGCAAACAUGUGGAAAUCCAGAUCCUUGGCGAUUCACAUGGUGAAGUGGUUUCCUUUUUCGAUCGUGACUGUUCCGUUCAAAGGCGUCAUCAGAAAGUCAUUGAAGAAACCCCCUGUCCAUUCUUGACCGAUGAAACACGCCAAAAGAUGAGUGCGACUGCCGUACGCAUCGCAAAACUCAUUGGAUAUGAGAAUGCCGGUACCGUCGAAUUUGUCGUGGACGUGAAGACUGGCAAAUUUUAUUUCCUCGAAGUCAACGCGCGACUGCAAGUUGAGCACCCUAUCACUGAAGAGGUUACUGGAGUGGAUCUUGUAUCUUUGCAGCUUUUCGUCGCGGCGGGUGGACGGCUUCAAAGUUUGCCUGCCGUACAAAACGUGACCCAGGUUGGACACGCAAUUGAAUGUCGCCUUUGUGCCGAGGAUCCGGAGAAGAACUUCUUCCCUGAGCAUGGCAAGGUCCAUUUGUGGCUCCCUGGGAGUGGAGAUUUGGCACCUGGUCGGGAUGUUCGAUAUGAGACUGCCAUCGAGUCUGGCUCGUCGGUAUCCAUCUAUUUCGAUUCCAUGAUUGCCAAGCUUGUUGUGUGGGCUCCAUCAAGAGCGUUGGCUGUCGAGAAGAUGGCCAAGGUCCUUGCACACACAGCUUGCGUUGGCGUCAAGACGAAUCAGCUUUUCAUGCAGGCUUGUCUGCUAAACAAGGGCUUCCACGAUCCUGCAUAUACUACCGCAUUCAUUCCAACCCACCUGGAUAAACUUCUUCAGUCGCCCUGGAAGUUGAAUCUUCCCGAGGCUGAGAAAGCUCUCUCGGUCAUUCCCAGCUUGGUCGCCCGCAAAUUGCCUGACUAUAUACCAACCACUUCACACCGCAAGCCAUUCGGGAAUGUUCGCAAGCAAUUCCGCAAUCAACGAUAUGAUCCCGUGAACAUUCACAGUGAUAUUGUGACAAGGGUCAGCUGGCCCCAAACAACAUCCAGUAAUGAAAAUCUUCAGUCAAAAACUGUGUGUGUGUGGAAGGCACAAGGUCUUGCUUCGGCCUCUCGGGGUGAGGAGGCAUACUUAUUCCCGGUACCAGAUGCAGCCAACAGUCAGGAGAAGGCCAAAUCAGCAGCAAUGAAGGUUUCUGCGCAGUACAACAGUAUCAGUCAGGCAUUGAGAACCGGAGAAGUCUUGUCUACUACCCCUCGGGUGGUCAAAAUUGAGUCGUGGCGCCCUGCCCAAGGAAAUCCCGCUUUAACUGCAUCGUGGCUCACAUCCACCUUGGAAGUCUCAAUAGACGGAUCAAAGGUUCUCGCACAUGUGGCUCUACCCUCAGUUCAGCCUCAUGCUUUGGCAGGUCAAACAGACCGCAGCCAGAGAGUGUUCUGCCACCUACCUGCUCUUGGAACACAUGUUGAGUUCAAGCGUGACACUUUGUUAUCCUUUGCCGAAAGUACUCGUGCGGUGGUUAAGGAUAAGGAUGGACCUGAGGAAAGGACAGUCACAGCCCCGAUGCCUUGCAAAGUAUUGUCCAUUCUAAAGAAGAACGGGGAUGAAGUCAAGUCUGGGGAGACGGUUAUGGUGAUUGAAAGUAUGAAGAUGGAGGUCAGUAUUGCCGUGGGUGCAUCAGGCAAGUUCGAAUCGGAAUGGAAGACGGGAGAUGCCGUUGAAGAGGGGAGAGUUCUGUGCUCAGUCAUUUGA